This is a messenger RNA of Pteropus alecto (black flying fox), 3220 nucleotides long. RefSeq names its product transmembrane protein 204 (gene TMEM204). Lineage: Eukaryota; Metazoa; Chordata; Mammalia; Chiroptera; Pteropodidae. The record is from RefSeq and is a predicted model, not a curated record. The coding region runs from base 1056 to 1736 and encodes 226 amino acids. The transcript is spliced from 3 exons.
AUGACUGGUCACUAGCACCCUGUCUGCCCUGGCUUCGUGCCGCUAGCCCCAGGUCCAGGCCCAGUGUAGGAGACUGCCCGAAGCACUGUGGGCAGCAUCUGUCCCUUCAGCUGCUCUGCGGUACCCGAAUGCUCAGCUGGCUGUGUCCAAGACAGACAGGUGGGACCGUGGGUCUGUUCUGGGCCAGCAUCCCGGGCCCUCCCUUUUGGAAAGGAAGAUGGGGAGGAGCCAGGGAGGAGGGUCCGGGAGCAGGACUUCAGAAGGCCCCCCUGCCUUUCCUAUCAGGAAACACAUCCUGUUAGUGUCUGGCUGCUGUGGCCGGCAGCUAUUUGUUGCAGUUGGCUACGCCCUCCAGCUCACCAAAAACAGCCUCAAAAACAACCAUUUCCUCUCUGCUGAGAGACAGGGGGAAAACGAACUUGUGGCUACAAGCGCGCGCGCACACACACACACACACACACACAUGCGUGCGCGCUCACGCACGCUCACUUCCCUGCAGCAGGCUCUCUGCUUUCCAGGACCAGCUGUUUUGUGGCGGAGGCACUAGGCAGGGGCUCAGGCAGCACAGAGGCCUCUGAACCCACUCUGUUCCCCGCAGCCCGGCUCAGAGCUACCUUGCUGGCUUUGCUCUGAGGGGUGCUGUCAGCAAACUGAGGCCCGGCUGAUCUGACAUUGACACUUGCUUCUCUUCUUCAGUUACCCUCUGUUCUCCCGCGUGGGGGAGAAGAGGCUUCCAGCGUCCCUGGGCCUCUGCUUCCCAGGAAGACGGCGCACUCAGGACACUGGACUCUUGCUGGUGCCCUGCUGCCUCCCUGGGAUGGGCCAAGCAGCUGCCUUCAGCUCAGGCCUGGCCCUGUUCCAGGUGCAGGAAGGAGGGUAAAGAGGACCGUUAGGUGGGCUCCCCUGCACCUGUCACACGGGCCUUCCCGACCCUCCAAGAAUGAACGGUGAUGUCCUCUAGCCGUCUCUAGCAGCAUCUCAGUUCUCCCUGGCCAUAGCAGCUGACCAGGACUGGGACUUUCUCCACGACAAGCAGACAGCACCGGCAGUCAGCGAUGACUGUCCAGAAACUGGUGGCCACAGCCGUGCUGGUGGCCCUGGUCUCUCUCGUCCUCAACAACGCAGCAGCCUUCACCCCCAACUGGGUGUACCAGACGCUGGAGGACGGGCGCAAGCGGAGUGUGGGGCUGUGGAGGUCCUGCUGGCUGGUGGACAGGGCCCGGGGCGGGCCGAGCUCCGGGGCCAGGCCGGGACAGGCAGAUGCUCGGGACUGCGAGGCCCUGGGUUGGGGCUCCGAGGCGGCAGGCUUCCAGGAGUCAAGAGGCACUGUCAAACUGCAGUUCGACAUGAUGCGAGCCUGCAACCUGGUUGCCACAGUGGCCCUCGCGGCAGGCCAGCUCAUCUUCAUCCUUGGGCUGAUGGGCCUGCCCCUGAUGUUGCCUGAUUCCCAGUGCUGGGAGGAGGCCAUGGCCGCUGCGUUCCAGCUGGCAAGUUUUGUCCUGGUCAUCGGGCUGGUGACGUUCUAUAGAAUCGGCCCGUACACCAGUCUGUCCUGGUCUUGCUACCUAAACAUUGGCGCCUGCCUCCUGGCCACCCUAGCAGCAGCCAUGCUCAUCUGGAACAUUCUUCACAGGAGAGAGGACUGCAUGGCACCCCGGGUGAUUGUCAUCAGCCGCUCCCUGACUGCGCGGUUUCGCCGUGGGCUAGACAAUGACUAUGUGGAAUCACCAUGCUGAGGGUUGCUGGAGAGAGGCUCUGCUAAGGACUUUAUCCACUGUAACGAACAAUCUAGAAACCAAGGGACUGCCUGUGAGGAGGCGGGCAAUUCAUAUGGUUUCCUAUAUAUGCAUAUGUACGAUACACAGGUAUGUUUACUGUUAUAUAUAAAUAUAUUAUAUGAUCAUAUAUUGUCUGUGCCAGCCUCCUCCUGACACACUCACAACCUGGCUUCACGCUCAUGCAUGUCGCAAGGAGACUAAUACCUGAGAUGCACGUGAGGAGCGGUGGCCACCCUGCUCAGCACCCUGGUCUGGGGUUAAUUUAUUCUAUGUCUGCCAAGAGGGGCAUCUGCAGCCACCUUUACUUUGGUGAAGUAGAACACCAGGGAGAUUUUCUGGAACUGGCCGUGAUCUUCCUUGAGUGGCUCAAAGUUUAUAACCAGAUGGUUAUGGCUUUAUGACAAGAUGGAGUUAGAAACGUCUGUUUGCGCUUGAUUAUUUUUCUAAGUUAAAAUAAAAUGCAAACCUCUUACCACUGUCUAAAACGUGUGUUGUAUCCAUCUACACUGCCACAUAGUGAAAAGAAUCUGGUCUAUUUUCUGUCAUUUUUGUGUGCUGGCAGUAAGAGAAGGGUUAAGAUAUUUUUAAAAAUCUGGUGGAAGCAUGGCUUCAGGUCACUCAUGUCCUCAUUCAAGUUUCCAUUCAACUAAGCCUCAGAAGCCCACAUUCCUACAGACUCUGGACACUGUGGUAGUAUAAUGGCAGGUCCACAGUUGGCGGAUUAAGAGGGGAAAAGUCUAUUUGUUUAAAGAAAUUCAGAGAUUGUUCACUGUUUUCCCUUAUAAAAUCUUUAGCUUGUUUUCAGCCAAAUGCUUGGUGGGCUAUAGAAUACCUUCACGAUGCUACACUGAUUUCAAACAACUAAGCUCCAAAAUCUGUGAGGUGAAUGGGCGUAACUCCUCGAGCUGAACAGGAAACAUCUAAAAACUGGCCGCACCCCUGAGGACCUGGGAUGGGGGACAGGGACUGACAGGGACAAGGACAGAUCUCUAAUUGCCGCACUGCUUGAGCUAGCGCCACCUAGAGGUGGAAUCACUGUUGCCAACCUCUGGCCCAAGAAACUGAUCCUGGGAGCUGGCAGGUGCCCAGCGGAGCCAGGGUAAGACACCGGCUAUUACUAGACUGAUCCCUGAGAAAGCAGCUUUGCAGCUUUCAACCUUCCAGAGAAGUGAGGAGACCAGUCCGGAAUUCGAAGCCAUAUUGCCCCAGGAUAGUCAGAACAAAUGGUGGACUGGAGUUGGUGCUUUAAAAAACACAAAGCAAUUGAGAAUGAUUUAAAAGCAUCUUUGGCCUGACCAUCUACAAUAAACAGUAUCCAGUGAAGAAACAGCCAGAUUUCUGUCCCACAACCAGUACCUCGUGGGAACAUUUAGAUCUGAGCUUCUUCCCUCUGAACUUCUUUUCUACAAUGGAUUUUCCCCCAAAUCAUAUGCUAAAAAUAA